GGGUUCUGUCCAAGACCUUGAGUUGGAGAGUGACGUAAAUUAUUUUGAUUAUGCGGCCGAUCUUUAGCCCUCCUAUAUUGACUAGACUCUUUAACCAUCCAUUCAGCAUCCUGGAACCCAAGACAGGACUGAGAAUUGGUGAACGUCCUUGUUUGCUGUAUGUCAAAUCAGAAUGGCUGCACUGGGAAUAAUACGUCGUAUUCGAGGAGGUUUGUGUCAACAAAGGCACUAUGGGGGCUUUUCUUUGGCGUCUCUACCAGAAACACAUAAAAUGCUGCAGAAAACUUGCAGAGAUUUUGCAGAAGGAGAGUUGAAGCCAAUUGCUGCCAAGCUAGACCGUGAGCAUUUAUUUCCGGAAGAACAGAUCAAGAAACUAGGACAACUUGGUUUGAUGGGGAUCAAUGUGUCCGAAGAAUAUGGGGGCCCUGCUCUUGAUUCAUUAGCAUUGUCCAUUGCAGUUGAGGAAAUAGCCAGGGGCUGUGGAGGUACUGGAACCAUUGUUAGUGUCCACAAUACAUUAUAUGCAAAUGUGUUGGAUCAGCUGGGAACCAAAGAACAAAAGGAUAAGUUCCUUGUUGGUUUUGCAGAUGGCACCCAUGUUGGAUGUUUUGGCAUUAGUGAACCAGGUGCAGGUAGUGAUGUAGGAGCUAUGCUGACGACAGCAAAACUUGAUGGUGAUGAAUGGGUUUUGAAUGGUACAAAGGCAUGGGUGACAAGUGCCUAUGAAGCAAAGGCAGCUGUAGUGUUUGCUACUAUUGACAAGAGCAAAAAGCAUAGAGGCAUCACAGCAUUUCUGAUCCCUAUCCCAACCCCAGGUUUUUCAUUAGGAAAGAAAGAAGAUAAAAUGGGUAUACGUGCUUCUUCAACUUGCAACCUGAUCCUGGAAGAUGUUAAAGUUCCCCGAGAACAUGUGUUAGGCGAAGUUGGAGGUGGCUUCAAACUUGCAAUGAGCAUGUUAGAUGGUGCACGUAUCGGGAUCUCAUCACAAGCCCUAGGUAUUGCACAGGCAGCUUUGGAUUGUGCAGUUGACUAUGCAUCUAAACGGAUUGCAUUUGGAGGACCUAUCAUCAAAUUACAGAGUGUGCAGCAAAGACUAGCUGAUAUGGCUCUACGCUUGGAAGCUGCUCGACUUUUAACUUGGAGAGCUGCUGUAAUACGUGACACUGGUGAAAGAAGCACUAAGUAUUCAUCAAUGGCUAAGCUGGCAUCUUCAGAAGCAGCCACUUUUGUUGCCCACAAUUGUGUUCAGAUUCUUGGAGGUAUGGGCUAUGUGACUGAUAUGCCAGCUGAAAGGCAUUACCGUGAUGCCCGCAUCACUGAGAUUUAUGCAGGUGUCACUGAUGUCCAGAAAUUGGUUAUAGCUGAAAAUGUUGCUAAUGAAUAUGGUAUUAGCACUCGGUAGAUUUUCUUGAGAGAGAGGGCUUUGUCAUUUAGCAUUUUAAACAGCUGCUCAACAACUUAUAUGGUGAAGCCUCAAUAUAAUGUUUUUAUGAAGCUUUCCUAUAAAUGGUGUUAUCAUUUCUGUCUUAUACUGCUUCCUAGUUAUGGUGGUUUCCCACACACAGCAUUUAAUACUUUUUUUGACUCUCCCUCCUUCAACUUCAUCUUGUUAACAUUUUCUAUGAGUAUAAGACAGUUCAAUUUAAACCCCACUGUUUUAUGAAGUUUACUUUUUUUUAAUUUAAAUGGUGUAGGAAACUAAUGCUGAAAUUUGUUUGCAGGUAUGUAAUGCCUUCUUUCUAAGAAUUAGGAAUAUAUAUAAUUGACAGUCCAUUUAUCCAUCACAUUCUCUAUCUCAGAAAAUAAUAAUAAUGGACAUAUGUAAAUACAAAAGUUGUUCAUUUAGGACAGAAAACCUAGAAAAAUUAUUUUUCUAUUACAUGCAUGAGCUUGAUUCCAAAUCAUAUUCUUUGCCCAUUUUAUUAUGCAGUUCUUAUCACAUGUGAGGAGCCGGUCAUGGUAGCCGAGCGGUCUAAGGCAUGUACUGUCUUCGCUCGCUUGGAAACCGGGAUCGUGGGUUCAAA
This is a messenger RNA of Cryptotermes secundus, 2024 nucleotides long. RefSeq names its product short-chain specific acyl-CoA dehydrogenase, mitochondrial. The transcript is spliced from 9 exons. NCBI's taxonomy places the organism in Eukaryota, Metazoa, Arthropoda, Insecta, Blattodea, Kalotermitidae. Gene Ontology annotation, molecular function: flavin adenine dinucleotide binding. The record is from RefSeq and is a predicted model, not a curated record. Gene Ontology annotation, biological process: fatty acid beta-oxidation using acyl-CoA dehydrogenase; butyrate catabolic process. Gene Ontology annotation, cellular component: mitochondrion. The coding region runs from base 173 to 1402 and encodes 409 amino acids.